AUGGGCCAGCACACUACAUCGAAGGAUCGUAAGCAUCUGCAGCUACGCAAGCAAACCGCAGACCUCCAGAACAGCAAGAAAGAUCGAAAGGCGUCUCGGAUGGCUAUCAAAAGGCGCAAGGUUUCCGGUACCUCAAGUGCACGCAUUGCAGAGCGACAAGACGACCCAUCUACCCCAACACCAUCAGACGCAACGAAGAAUGUCAAGCGGAUCGAAGCACAGCUAUCCCGACGAGUGCGACAGGGCGACGAAAUCGCCACACGACUAAACUGCACGGCUUACAUUCUGUACUCGAAAUCCAAGUUCUUGGGUCAGACGGAUUCUGGAAAGCGUAUUCAGCACACUGCAUUCCACGAGUACGAGCAGGAUCGGUUGGUAUUCGAGAGAUUCGAUAGACGUGGCAAGGCCAUCAGAGUAACGGCGAGCUUAUGGUUAUCCUGGGAUGGACCUUGCGACAGAUGGCAGGGCACUUUCGAAGGGCUGUGGCCGAACGACCAGAUACCCGCGCUUGAGGAGGUGCCAGUCACCUUCUACAACGUCUCUACCAAGCAGAAUGAGGCCAAGCUUCGGCCCUUGCGAGUACACUUGGUUUUUCUCCGCGACGGGUGCUUGAGGCUGAAAAUAUAUCUCUCUGAUGCCGUCAGGAGCGAGGAAUUUAGUGUCAAGGAACUCUUCGCCAUUGAAGCGUAUGAGGCGUAUGAGGCCGAUGAAGGAGAAGGCGGACCAAUUCUGUAUAUCGUAGACGACGAGCUUGAGACCACUGAAUCUAGCGGCGAAGACGCCACAGACACCGAGAGCGAUCCUUCGGCCGGCGAUUAUGAAAUGACGCGACAGAAACACGCAAAGAGAGAAGCCCGUGGCAAAGCCAUGGAAGAAUGGAUUGAGGAAAGAAUAGCUUCGGGGGUCGAAAAAGACAACGAAAGCCCACAAGUACGCUGGACAGGCCUGGAAGAUUAUGUCGACAUCACUUGGGACCUCUACUCCACUGCAUACCUCGACAUGCUCCUUCUGGGAGGCAAGGAAUUUGACGAUAAAGUCUUCGACGGCUACAGCUGCGGCGAGUUCAGCUUUGAUUGGGACGACUACGACUCGCGUUACACGGCCACUUUGGAACUUCGGCCGUCAAACAAAUCAUGGACAGGCGAUUUUGAGUGGGAUAUGAAGAAAGGCGCGAUGAACUCCGGUCUACUCAAUGCCAGUAUAUCCGACGAGGACUUUGGGGAAGAUGUGGGGUUUCGAAUCUGCUUCGUCAAGGGUGGGAAAAUGAAGAUACGCAUCCCGGCAUACGAGAUUGGUGGACGCACUGAAGACGGUUUCAUUGACUUCUACGCCGUCUAUCAGGAUCCGUCGGACGCUUGCACUGUGUAUCAACGUCACUGUGAAAACAUGUCUCGUCGGCUGGAAUACGACCCGCCUACUUCAGCUGAAGAAGAUAGUCCUAGCGAAUGCUCGGACUAUUCGGACUAUUCGGAGGACUCCGAGACCUUUGAUGUAUCGAACAAUUGGUAG
This is a messenger RNA of Alternaria ventricosa, 1509 nucleotides long. RefSeq lists its product as uncharacterized. The transcript has 2 exons. NCBI's taxonomy places the organism in Eukaryota, Fungi, Ascomycota, Dothideomycetes, Pleosporales, Pleosporaceae. The record is from RefSeq and is a predicted model, not a curated record. Bases 1 to 1509 code for a protein of 502 amino acids.